CACGAGGACGGAGGCGCCGUACCUCAGGGACCUCCAACCAAGGAGACAGACAGCUCGGGAACGCACAGACUAAUUGACUCGCGAUGAUGCUCGCGAGUUGCGUCCCGACCCCGACGGUGGCCGCGAGCGCCCGUAACGCGCGACGAAUCAACCGAGCGCCCGCCGCCAUGAAAUGCGUCAACCGCCGCUCGAGGAGUCGCGUCGUGGCCCGCGCCGAGAGCUCUUCUCCGGACGCCAUCGCCGACAACGUUGAUCGGGCCGCGAAACUCCUCGACCAGAUCAUCAAGGAGACGGUGGAGCAGAUAUUCGUCGAGGAGGCCGUCGAGGAGGUCAUCCCGGGCGACGACGACGACGACGUGAAAAUCUCGAACGGCGCAGGGAAGGGCGAGAUGGCGCCGAAGCCCAUGGUGGACAAGGAGGCGGUGCUGCGCGGGGUCGUCCUGAAACACCUAGACGAAUUUGACGGCUCGUUCCUCGCCGCCAUCUCGGCGUACGUGCAGGUCGCGGAGGCAUCCGGCGACUUUGGCCUGUUGUCCAUGCUCGCCGCCAUCCGCGAGGAGGUCAUCGCGGCGGUGUCGGGGGAGAUGCAACCGGAGAUUCAGGUGGUGCAGCUCGUCGCCAGACUGGCGAGAAAGGAGGAUAGGCUGGAAGUGCUACGGGCGGCGAACAGGGGCGGAGGUAAAGCUGUCGGGGAGAACGUGCCCGCGGCGAAGAUUGAGAGCGUUGAAAACACCGCGGCUCGGCUGUGCGACGAGAUGGAGUCGACAGAGCACGUCCCCAACUGGCAGCUUCUCUACCAGCUGCUGUUAACGAGGGAGACCAGCAGGCAGCUGCAUCCAAAAGCUGACGAUAUGGGCGUGUACAACACCACGGUGCUGAACUCCUCCUUUUCGCCGUCCGAGAUUCCCGUCGCGGAGGCGGCGAUGAUCAAGGAGUUGGUGAUGAUUUCGGAUCCGAUGAGCCGGCGCGCAAACAUCAUGGCCAAGUUCGUGGAAUGCCAGGAGCUGGACGAGUCCGCGACGCGGUCCAACCUGGACAGCGGAAAGAUCAAGCUGAAGCGCACGAGCCGGGGCUUCAAGCCGCGGGAAGAGGUCACCGGCGAAGAUCGCGGGAUGGACGUGUUCGACAUUCGCGACAUCCGCCCCGGGCGAUUCAUCGACUGCGUGCUGAACAUGAGGGUCGCGAUGCAGCGGGAGGGUCCCGAGGCGGCGGUGAUGGUCGAGGUUCUCACGGCAAUGUACUUUGAGGCGUGCGACGUGGUGCUGGAGCAGGCGGAUAAGGGCACCAAGAAGUACCGGGCCUCGGAGAAGUCCCUCGAGGAGUUUGGAGACUCUAAAAGCUAGAAUAUCAUUCGAUCGUUACGUGCCUACU
Messenger RNA from Micromonas commoda, 1371 nucleotides. RefSeq lists its product with no specific name. NCBI's taxonomy places the organism in Eukaryota, Viridiplantae, Chlorophyta, Mamiellophyceae, Mamiellales, Mamiellaceae. The record is from RefSeq and is a predicted model, not a curated record. Bases 84 to 1343 code for a protein of 419 amino acids. The transcript has a single exon. Gene Ontology annotation, biological process: regulation of DNA-templated transcription. Gene Ontology annotation, cellular component: chloroplast nucleoid.